Molecule: messenger RNA, 2878 nt
Organism: Colias croceus (clouded yellow)
Lineage: Eukaryota; Metazoa; Arthropoda; Insecta; Lepidoptera; Pieridae
Product: elongation of very long chain fatty acids protein 7-like
Exons: 7
Coding region: 109-1137 (342 amino acids)
Biological process (GO): fatty acid elongation, saturated fatty acid; fatty acid elongation, polyunsaturated fatty acid; very long-chain fatty acid biosynthetic process
Cellular component (GO): endoplasmic reticulum membrane
Molecular function (GO): fatty acid elongase activity
Source: RefSeq, a predicted model, not a curated record
AUUUUAUCGGUUGCCCGGUCGAUACUGGCGCAGUGCUCACGAUAACUUCAAAGUGUACGGUCAUAAAAGGAUAUUACUUAACGGAUUACAGUAAGAACCCGAUCCACAAUGAGCUACUUAGACAAAAUCGAUAGAUAUUUGGACUCGCUGAAGGUCGGAAAAAGUGCAAUAGUAGAUUCCUGGUUCAUGAUGUCCAGUCCAUUCCCUCUGCUGGCUGUGGUGGUGUCAUACCUCUUCUUCCUGAAGAUUGGACCACGGCUGAUGAAGAACCGGGCCCCCUUACAGAUAACCAAACUGGUCAGCUAUUACAAUGCCGCCCAAGUGGUGUUAGCUGCUAUGAUAUGUAUCAAGGUUUUCAAGUUAAACAUUUUCAGGGAUGGAAUCAUUUAUGCAGGGUGCCGUUAUCCGUCCAAUUCGCAAAAUCCUUUGUUACUAGAUCUGGGCUGGUGGUACUUCUUUGCAAAGUUCACGGAACUAUUGGAUACGGUAUUUUUUGUUCUAAGAAAGAAAGAUAAACAGCUGACAUUCCUCCACGUCUACCACCAUGUGAUCAUGGCUUUGUACUCUUGGAGCUACCUGAAGUUUGCAGCCGGUGGUGAAGGCGCUAUCCUGGCUCUUCUGAACUCCGCCGUACACGUCGUCAUGUAUACUUACUAUCUCAUGUCUGGUUUGGGGCCCAAGUUCCAGAAGUAUCUAUGGUGGAAGAAGUACGUCACGAAAAUGCAGUUGACGCAAUUUGUGUUGAUGCUUGCCUACUGCGCGUGGACAUAUCAUUCACCGAGAUGCCAGUACGCGACCGGGUUCACUUUUUUCAUAUCCUCAAACGUGGUCAUUUUCCUGAUACUCUUUUUGAAUUUCUACUCAAAGAGUUACAAGAGUAAAAAUGACGCAAGAAAGCAAAGAAUUGAAUGUGCCAAAGCUGCUGCUCUGAAUGGCUCGAACGACCAUAUAAAUUUGAAAUUCAAUAACGUAUGUGAUAAUAAUGAGAAUGGUAUUUGUCGGUCUAAUGGAAAAAUGAAUCUUAAAGUGCCUUAUGAAAAUGCAAAUGGAGACAAUACAAAUGGGAAAGUAUUGCUAACAAGAAGAUCAAACAAAGAAGCGAAUGGACCAGAUUUUAACUAUGAUGCUAAGAAAUGAUUUGUCAGGUUUGAAUAUUGGGGGAUAUUUAAAUGCCACUAGUUGGCACCAAUAUUAAAGUAUUGUGUGCAUUUUAUCGUUUUCUGAAAGAUUUUUAAGGGAACUAUGUAUUUCUUUUUUAAAAAUAAUUUAUUAAAACAUAUUAUACUUUUACUGAAAGGACAGUUCGAAUAUGAUCUAAUAGUGGUGCCAACUAGUGACAUUGUUAAAGCCUCGGCAUUUUCUGAGACUGAUGUAUGUGAUGAUAAUAAUGAGGAUUAUGCGUGUUUUACCUUCGAGAGCCGCGGCGUUAUUUCUAUGUAAAUAUAAGUAGAUGCGACUGCCUUUGUCGGGUUAGUUAAUAGAUCAGCUAUUAAAUAUUUUGUCACACUUCGUUUUAAGGGAAAUGUUACUAAUAUAUAUUGGGUACUUGUGCCUGUUUAUUAAAUUUAAGUACUUAAGAUGAAGAUGUUAAAGUACGUUAUUGUUAAACAUAUCGAUGUUUUAAAUGUUUUCGAUUUCUUUAAGUGAUGUAAAUACACGCCAGUCAAAGUCUUAUGCUAAUGGCAAUAAUAUGUGUGACGUAUGAAUCUAAAUUAACAGUGAAUCUGCGUGCGUUACAACAUCUAAAUUAUGCAUAAUUGUUUUUAAUUCUGUUAAAAGCCUACCAGUCUCAUAAUAUAAUAAAAAUACAUUAAAAUUGUUCGCAAAUGCAACAGAGGCUGUAGAAAAUUGUAGCGUACUAAUAACUUAACUUUUUGGUGUAUGAAGUAAGACAAUAAGAGCUGAUUUACUGUCAGAGAUAUCUAUGAAUAGAAUAGUUUCUUCUUCGUCUAAAUACAUCACAUUUUUUGUUUUGUUUGCAAUCUGAAUGGUACAUACAUGUGCGCGGCAAAAGAGUUACAUUAAUAGCGUAAGUCCUUGACAUCUUAAAAUAUUUUGGAUCCCAAGCCUAGCUUGAAUUUGCCUUUGUAAUAAUUUCGAAUAAGUCCCAUAGUGAAAAGCGCUCUCUAAGAUUUGCUAAAGUAUAUUUAUGGUGUAGCUGAAUAUAAUUUAAGCAUCCAAAAUAUGGUCAAUGGUCAAUGGUAGAAUAUAGCUACUGCGUUAGAAGGAUAUCAGAAUAUGGGGGCAAAAUAUUUAUAAUAUUUGUGUAGGAUUAGUAGAUCAUCAAUGUAUGCAAUGAAAACGUGGAGCGAUAUAAAAUUAAAUUUAAUAUGCGAAAGGCUGUCGUAAUACUGUAGCUGAUGCUUUUACUUCGAACUUAGAAGUUAAAGUAAAUCAAUAUUAAUACAUUUAUCAAUCAUUUCUUAAUAUUUGGCUCGAACAAAGUAAUAUGAUAAAAUGUUUCAUUAAAAUCAUUGCUAGUGAAAAUUAAAUCAAAAUUAUUUUGCUCCCCUUCUGAUAGUGAUAUUAGUACACCAAUAAGCGUAGAAAGCCAUAAUAUAUUAUUAAGAUUGUUUUGCUUUUGAAAAUGUGUUCGUUUAGUUUUAAAUAACUAUGAGGUUCCAGUUCUCAGUUCUUCCUUCACUUAAAUUUUUAUAAUAUGAUUGACUAUUCAAAUUCCGGCCAUAAGCUUCAGAUGUUAUUAUAAUAAGUGAAAAAUUUAUAUAAGCAAUAGUUUCUAAUCUUGUAAUAAGCAAACUCAAAACAAACCCCAUCUGUAUAUUGUGUAAAGAGUAAAACACUUUUUGAUCUAGGACAUUUUUUCUUCUUGUACUACAUUCAUUAAGUUUGGCUAUCAGUUUUUAGCCAGUGCUUCCUU